Messenger RNA from Chionomys nivalis (European snow vole), 1017 nucleotides. RefSeq lists its product as uncharacterized. The record is from RefSeq and is a predicted model, not a curated record. The transcript is spliced from 2 exons. Lineage: Eukaryota; Metazoa; Chordata; Mammalia; Rodentia; Cricetidae. The coding region runs from base 1 to 1017 and encodes 338 amino acids.
AUGUCGGAGCCUGAGCCAGACGGCCCUCGGCAGCUGGACUUGGCCUCCCAGCCUCAGAAGGUCAAGCAGACCGUGCAAUGGUGGGAAGUGGGAGAUGCACACCAGCACACCUUCACACCAUCAUACCAGCACACCAGUAUACCUCCACACAAGCACACCUUCACACCAGCACACCAGCAUACCUUCACACCAGCACACCUUUACACCAGCACACCUUCACACCAGCACACCAGCAUACCUUCACACCAGCAGACCUUCACACCAGCAUACCUUCACACCAGCACACCAGCACACCGUCACACCAGCACACCUUCACACCAGCACACCUUCACACCAGCACACCAGCAUACCUUCACACCAGCAGACCUUCACACUAGCACACCUUCAUACCAGCACACCUUCACACCAGCAAACCAGCACACCUUCACACCAGCACACCAGCACACCUUCACACCAUCAUACCAGCACACCAGUAUACCUCCACACAAGCACACCUUCACACCAGCACACCAGCAUACCUUCACACCAGCACACCUUUACACCAGCACACCUUCACACCAGCACACCAGCAUACCUUCACACCAGCAUACCUUCACACCAGCAUACCUUCACACCAGCACACCAGCACACCGUCACACCAGCACACCUUCACACCAGCACACCUUCACACCAGCACACCAGCAUACCUUCACACCAGCAGACCUUCACACUAGCACACCUUCAUACCAGCACACCUUCACACCAGCAUGCCUUCACACCAGCACACCUUCACACCAUCAUACCAGCACACCAGUAUACCUCCACACAAGCACACCUUCACACCAGCACACCAGCAUACCUUCACACCAGCACACCUUUACACCAGCACACCUUCACACCAGCACACCAGCAUACCUUCACACCAGCAGACCUUCACACCAGCAUACCUUCACACCAGCACACCAGCACACCGUCACACCAGCACACCUUCACACCAGCACACCAGCAUACCUUCACACCAGCAGACCUUCACACUAG